Messenger RNA from Periconia digitata, 1504 nucleotides. The record is from the annotation of a GenBank genome assembly. Lineage: Eukaryota; Fungi; Ascomycota; Dothideomycetes; Pleosporales; Periconiaceae.
CCUCACACUGCACCAUCAACCUCCGUAUAUCCACCGACCACAAUGUCAUUCAAAUUCGGGUUGAAUCUCAAGAAUAAGGCCCCGGGUGCGCCCCCAAAGUCCUCGAAACCUGUAUUAGGAAAGAAGAAGCCGCUACUCGAUGAGGAUGGCGAUGGAAAUUCAAACGACGCGAAGCAAACGGGCAGCGGAGAGGAGAUUGGCGAGUUUACUUUCGAGGAUACUCUCAGAACCACUUCGGAUUCCAAGAAAUCCGCGCCCAAGCCCAAGGCAAAACCCACUGGCCCUCCCACACGCAAGCCAUUAGCAAAAGCGGAUGACCCGACAGCGUUUGAAAACUCCGCGAGUAUCAAAGAAUCGGAAAGGCGCGCACAAGAAGCCAUGGAAGUCGAUGCUUCAAUAUACGAUUAUGAUACCGCCUAUGAUGCCAUCCACGCCCGAACAGCUUUGAAGAAGGCUGUUGAAAAGGAGGAGGCGCAACAGCGCAAACCCAAAUACAUGGAGAACCUCCUUGAGUCGGCAGAAGUCCGCAAGAGGGACCAACUUCGAGCGCGGGACAAAGUUUUGCAGAGCGAAAGAGAGGCCGAGGGAGACACGUAUGCGGAUAAAGACAAGUUUGUCACAUCUGCAUACAAAUUACAGCAGGAAGAGGCACGGAAGGCUGAGGAGGAAGAGAAGAUAAGGCAGGAAGCCGAAGAGGCCAACAAACGGAAGUUUGGUAUGCAGGGGUUCCACAAACAAAUGCUUCUGGAGGAAGAGAAGCGUCACCAAGAAGCAAUGGAAGCGGCAGCCGAGGCAGCAAAGAAGGGCAUUACAUUGGGCGAAGGACCUAAGGAGAAGACAGAUGCCGAGAUCGCUCGCGAGCUGCAAGCUCAGGGUAAAAGUGUGACGCUCAACGACGAUGGCCAGGUCGCGGAUAAGAGGCAAUUGCUUGCUGCAGGACUGAAUAUCGUUGCAAAACCCAAGAAAGCAACUGCAUCUACUCCAACCUCGAAAAAUGACAGUCCAACUCCUAACCACCAAGGUCGAAACACGGCACGAAACGAGAUCAGAGCGAGACAUACACAAAUGGUGGCUGAACAGAUUGAAAAGGCUGCAAAGCGUAAGGCGGAAGAAGAAGCGGAAGAACAGAGCAGGCUGCAGCGUGCAAGCAAAAGUCAGAAAACGGAUGGUGAGAUUAGCAGCGCCAAAGAACGUUACCUGCAGAGAAAGAGAGAAGCGGCUGCUGCCAAGGUGGCUGCAGAGGGAAAAUGAGACUUGCAAGCUGCUGAGUAAAGCAAUAUUACUCACUGAUGCACUUCAUCCGGCCAAAUCACGAGACGACAUGCUCCAGACGGACCAAAGACGACUAUCCCCUACGGCACUCGUCUCCACUGGUUUGUGCCACUCCACGUUUGAAUUAUGGGAUGCUAUGUCUUGUAGAGUACUCAGGCUCAGCACACGGGUGUUUCUCUACCCAGUCGCGCUGCCCUCUUUUCGAAUGUACGUGACAAAAGUGCGACAGAAU